AUGGCUACGAUAGAUAGGUUUCUUCUUGAGUUGCAUGGUUCUGUGGCAGAGACAUUACCAACAGAGCCCUUCGGCGAGGCACUUCAGUGGGGGUUUUGCUUAGUACAUGGACCAGUCAAUGCCAACUGCUCUUUGCAGCCUAGGUUUUUGAGGAAACCAAGUCGCCGCCGGAAGGACCCCUCCAACUUGAAGCUGGAGUGCAAUCUUGGCAGCCGCCCGCAGGCGGAGUCUGAUGCCGAAUCUCUGGACACAGGUGAUGACAUUAAUGAUGUUGCUGUCGUGCUGCCGCCCGAGCAGAUGCAAGAGGAUGAAUCUCUUGUUCAAGAGAUGGAGAUGGAUCGUCUUCUUUGGACCAAGUACUCGCUUUUCCUUGCCCGGUACAAUGAGAAAUGGUCCUCUCGCUUGAAAUUUCGUGAUGCAAGUGAGUUUCCUGAGUGCGAUGAUUGCUACAGAUUAAAGGACCUGGUCAAGAAAAUGACGUAUGUUGCUGAGUACAAGCGGCACAUCGAAUCAGUGCAGCAAGAUCGGAAUUUGGAGCAACUGCUUCAAGCGGAAUGCCUGGGAACAUCACCUCGUGCCAUUCUGUUUGUUCAAACAGAUGGAAUGGACCAGGCGAAAUGGUCCAUCCCAAGGCUGGGAGACAAGCAGCCGAAGAAAACAAGCAGCGUGGUGAGGAAGUUGCAGCAGAUCUUGCAGGACCUCAACAUCAGGACUUGGGUUGGGCAGGAUGCUGUAAUCUCUGCUGAGAUCUUGAACACGGUUCGGGAUUGGAAGGGAUGGUUUGCCAAGCUCCGUGUGGAUUUAGCAGGUGGUCUUCUGGAUACAUCAGAUGGCCUACACUCGUUCAUUUUUAUGCGGAGAAGAGGCAACACCCAACUGGAGAUGUGGCCAGAAGUGUUCGUUACUUGCUUCGGGCCAAACUUCGCAACCCGAGAUGACCACGAUUUCAGGAACGGGCACCUCGAUGUGGGAGCGGCCGUGCGAGCUGUUCUUCGCAAGCCGGUGACGAAGGAUCUGUCUACAAAGCCGCAGAAGAAGCUCAAAGAGGUUUCUUUGUGUACAAGUCCGUCUUCCGUGACGGAUCAGUUCAACUGGGCUAGCAGGUUUAUCGAUGCGGCGAUGAAAGCUUGGGGACGUGAUGUGGUCCUCAGACGCCUCCAGGACAUGGUGAAGGAGCACGCAAAGAUCGUGCUGAAGAGGUGGCGGAAACCUCAAUCCGCCUCCUUGGACCUCCGCUCGGCUGUGGACUUUGACAAGCGAGACCUGGUGAUUUUCGAGAACACCCCCACCUACGACGUGCAGCUGCUUCGCAAUGAGCUGGGUCAUGGUCUCAGUGACUUCUUCUAUGACCCAACGAACGCCCCACGUAUGACCGCCACCGACAUGAAAACUGCCCACUCGUACAAGCGCUGCUUCAAGGACUCCAAGCAGGUCUACGAUUUGAGUCAGCGAAGGCCAGAGUUCUUUCGAACGGAGCUCAAGGCCAAGCUCGCCAAGAGCCCGCAGGUGCCCUUGACCGACAUGCCGUACACCUCCAUGUCAACCUAUGACCUGGACAUGGACGAGCACCCGUGCCAGCUCAUCCAGAAGUAUGUUGGUGGGGAUCAAGAGACUUUUGAGAACUUUGGGGCCAUGAAACUGAACGAGUUUCGCUUCCCCACGACAGACGGCAAGGUGGACAUGCCUUUGUUUGCUGUGAAGUACAGCAAGCCCACCGAGGGGUGGCCGCCAAAGGUCAACAUGGAUAAGUUUGCAGAAUCGAUCUUUCAUGGGUUUGAGAAGGAUCGAGAGCCACUCGAGAUUCAGCUGACCCCCGGCCUGCAACCUGGUGAGCCUCUUUACCAAGGAUCAGUGGCCCUGACGAAAGGAUUCUGCCGCUGCUCCAUCAUCCUCUACGGUAUCGUGCAGACGAUCAUGAAGGAGGCAUCCCUCAGGGAGAAAAAGAACCUCCUACAGACGGCAUUGAAGUUCCAGGAACGUGCCGUGUCGCUCAUGGAUGACAACCCCGGAUGGAGCCUCGAGCACGCUCUGAAUGAGUCCAUCGCCGAAUACAACAAUUACGGCCUCGCGGCACAGAGUGCUCAGUACCGGCUUGCGGAGCGAGAGGGCUUUGCUUUGAAGGCCCUGAUCUUCGGAGUCUCCGCAGGCUCGCAGCAGAUGAUGUCCCGCCACUUGCAAGCAAACACUUGGGCAAACUCAGCCUUUUCGGUGGAGACUAUCCGAAACCAGAGAUGGCUAAUCGGGUCAACCGGCCGAUCCUCGAACCCUUGGUGGCAAGCAGUGGAGACCGUUUCUGCUGCGAAGCAAGAACUUUUCAUGGAACGAGUGCUGUUUACUUUCUCUGUUCGGAAGAAGCAAUGCAAAAACGCAAGCACAGCCCGGCUUAAUGGCGAAAGUUGGGAGCAGAUGCUGGAAGCCUCCUGCCUGCUCUUCCAGUUGCUGGAGGACAUGCAGGCUGCGAAGCAUGCCAGCGGCGAGGCGGUCUUCCGACCCGAGGACCUCGUGAAAGCGAGACGCCGCGGUGUUGAGGGGGACUACAAUGCCGAGCUGCUCAACCUCAUCACCGCGAAGCUCGCCGUGCUUCCGACUGACACAUCCCUAUGGAAGGAUCACCUGCCGCCUCUUGACAGCCACGGCGGCAGCAGCAAGGGAGCCUCGGCCAUUGAGGCAUUGGACUUGGAAUGUGUUCAAAAGGCAUUUUCUGCGGACUUGCUGAAGCUGAGCGAGGAUCAGUCACUGUUCUCGGAUUACCAACAGAAGUUGGGGGCAGGGCAAAGGCAGAAGGCUUUGGCGAGGGUUUUGCGCUUGAAGUCCGAGAACCGCAGAGGGUCCCAACUGGUCGUUGACUGGAUGGAGAGAAACUGCAAGCAUGCUGCCUCCUCCUACGCCGAGCAGCAUGUCAACAUCAUCGAGUUCAUCAAAGAGUACACCCCGGCGGCCACGAUCGUCUGGGCCGACUUCACCAAGUGUGGUACUGUGCAACAGGACACACUCGACGAGGUGACCGAAGAGAUUCGUCGUAUCUGCGCCGCCUACCCGAACAAGUCUUGUGCAGUAGUCAUUGCACCUGCAAUGACGAGUGCGAGAGUGGUGGCAGGCAAACGAGGUGAGAUGAGGCGGAUGGAAGACAAGCUGGAUGCGAAAUGCCUGACUUCCCUUCGGUUUGCGAUACGCAUGGAUGGCACUGGGCACGGGAACCGCCGGCUUCCGCUCCUCUUCCCUGCGCUUUUUGCAUGCAGUGAUGCUGCAACGAAGAACGUCUUUGGUAACAGCAAGAUGCUUGUGUGCACUUCUCAGGAGAUCACAUGGCUUCCGGUUCGGGAAUACAAAGUCCCUCGUGCACGAAACACCACACCAUGUACGACGGAAAACAUGGAAAGGAGCCUCAGCGAUGUCCAGAUGGCAGCCCAAUACCUCGGAGGUGUUGCGAUGCCGCGGGAGGACUGGAAGUCUGGCAACCAUCCCAUGGGCAACGUCGAUGCAUACGCCCCCGACCAGCUUCCAGAUCCGGACGCCGGCAUCCCGCAAGUGCCGACACUCCAUGUUUGCCAGGUGGUUUCGCUAGAGGAUGGAUCCAAGACUUUGGCAAUCAGCACAGAGUUUCGUCAGAAGUGGUCUGAUGACCCAGCACGAAAAGAUGAGUGGACCCAAGAGAUGAAGGCCUUCGAUUCCAGGUUCGGAGCCCAUACGAUUGGCGAGCAGCCGAAGCCACCUCCGGCACCCACCAGCACCAGCGAGGAUGCAGAAGCGGCUGGCGAGUGGGCAGAUGAGCCGACCUCGGCAACCGAAUUGGACCGCCGGUAUGAGAUCCUCGUGACUUGUCCAGGACGGCUGGCUUCGACGCAGCUACGUGUCUGCAAAGCAGUGGAGACGGAUCAGACUGCGGCCAAGAAUGUCAUGCCUGAGCAGCUUUACAAGCUGUUCAUCGUGGAUGUGGCCCUGGAAAACAACAUCACCAUCGACACCGAGCAGUUUGUCAUUGCACACGACAGAGCUACGUUCAUGAAUGCCAACCGGGUGCAGAAGCUGCUGGAGGGUGGAGGACCGCACCAGCUGCCUUAG
Molecule: messenger RNA, 4062 nt
Organism: Symbiodinium sp. CCMP2456
Lineage: Eukaryota; Dinophyceae; Suessiales; Symbiodiniaceae
Source: the annotation of a GenBank genome assembly